CCCAGACGAGGCAUCGUAAUAUACUCUCGCAUUGUCCGGCCCUUACGCGCAUGCCAUAUCCAACUGCCAUGUCCAAGCCAGGAUCGAAUCGCGCGGAUCUCGUGCAGGCCCCAAAGAAACCACACCGGUUCCGCUCCUUAACAGGGUGUUUGACAUGCCGUCGCCGCAAGAAGAAGUGCGAUGAGACGAGGCCGAAAUGCAUGGGCUGCAACCGCAACCACGAACAGUGCAUCUGGCCACCUGCCCCCGCACGCCGGAAUGGCCGGAACCCAGUGCCAAAGCGUACGAGCAGCCCAGAGGAAGUCAACCCGUCAGUUCCAUGGUUGAACCUCGCUGGCGCGUUUCUGUCUCCACUGAGAGCAUCCGCGCUGACGAAGACAUCCAGUAUUCUUUUUGCGCACUACCUAGCUGAGACGAGUGGCCUUCUGUCUGCCUUGCCGCGUGGUUGCGACAAUCCGUUCUUGACGGUUCUUGUGCCGCUGUGCUGCAAUGAUGAUCUGCUGAUGCAUUCGCUAUUGGCGCUCAGUGGUUCCCAUAUGGGACUCAAGAGUAGUGGGAUUGAGGUGUACACAGCCACGUAUCGACAUUACUCGAUCGCAAUAAGAACGCUCCGGGACUGUAUAUGUGAUCUCACAACGCCGGAUACGGCCCGGGCAAUGCGGAUCCUGAUAGUGCUAAUGAUGCUCUCUUUGUUCGAAAGCCUAACCGGCAAUGCUCAAGCAGCAAUGUUCAGCCAUUUGCGUGCAAGCCGCCAGCUCGUCCUCCAAUUAGUCAGUAGUCCACAGCAGUCUAGCUCGGAUGAUAGUAGCCGCCUGCUCUCCUUUGUGCUGGGAGUCUACAGAUAUCUCGUGCUCAUCAACAGCAUCACCCCUUUCGGCGCUAUCAGAAGCCGAGCUCUACCUGAUGACACAUUUCUUGAUGACUUUGUAAGCACCAUGACCCGUUUUGACACAAACGAGGCCAUCUUCGGUGGCAGUCAUGGCCUAUUCAGGGUUUUACCCUCCAUUGCAGCUCUCGCUGCUCGGCGUCUCACAGAGCAAGACCCUUCACCGGAGAGCUCAGAAAUGUACCAAGCACUCCAUGUCCGAAUAGCAGAGUGGAAAUCUCCAGAACCCAUUUUCCUCGACCAAAAAUGGCGAUCCCAAAGAGAAGCAGCACUUGCGCUUUGCCGUGAGGCCGCCUUACUCUAUAUGGAGACCGCAAUGUUUCCCAACGCACCAAGUGACACAUUGCUGCGGACCAGAAUCCAGGACCACGUAGAUACGAUUAUGUUACGCGCAGAACAGGCCGCCGGAUCCCCCUGCGAGAGCAUCCUCUUAUGUCCGUUGAUAAUUGCCGGCUCCUGCAUGGUGCGGACAGACCAGCGCCAAUGUCUCCAGGCUAGUCUGCGGUCUACUCGAUUCCACAUGGAUCACUACGUGCAGGCAGCUCAAUUGCUCGAGCUGGUCUGGAACGACCCCAGCGAACGUAUUUUUGGGCCAUACGGCCUGGGCAUUGUCAUGCAGCGUCAUGAGAUCAACCUGGGUGUUGCAUAAAUGUAUAACAAGGAGCAGCAAACAAUGCUGGUAAAACCC
Messenger RNA from Aspergillus pseudotamarii, 1574 nucleotides. Its product is annotated as Zn(II)2Cys6 transcription factor. Gene Ontology annotation, biological process: positive regulation of transcription by RNA polymerase II. The coding region runs from base 51 to 1535 and encodes 494 amino acids. Lineage: Eukaryota; Fungi; Ascomycota; Eurotiomycetes; Eurotiales; Aspergillaceae. The record is from RefSeq and is a predicted model, not a curated record. Gene Ontology annotation, cellular component: nucleus. The transcript is spliced from 2 exons. Gene Ontology annotation, molecular function: transcription cis-regulatory region binding; DNA-binding transcription factor activity, RNA polymerase II-specific; zinc ion binding.